AUGCUUGCCUCGGCUUCUUAUGACCGGACCAUUCGAAUCUGGUCACUGAGGACUGGAAAAUGUGUCAAGUUCAUUGACUACCAAAUUAGCCAAAUCAAUACAAUGAACUUCACCGGGACUGGCAGGGAUUUAGUGGUCGGUUCUUUCCAAAGAGCCGACCUCUUUGACAUCAACUCUGGCUUCACUCCAAAAGCCACCGUCCAAGUACCGAAGAAUGUCACGGCCGUCGGGUUCGAGAAAAAUGGACGAUGGAUGUACACCGGAGGAGAGGAAGGAACUUGUCGGCUUUGGGAAAUGAGAAGUGGCAGAAUGAUUGUAGUCUGUGCUCUUUCUCUGAAAACACAUGUUCUGAGCAUGGCUGUGAACACCAACCAAACGGAACUCUUCGUCUCUACCGCAUGCGGACGGUCUUCAUCUGGGACAUCCGCAUGA
This is a messenger RNA of Caenorhabditis remanei, 432 nucleotides long. RefSeq lists its product as uncharacterized. Gene Ontology annotation, biological process: regulation of actin cytoskeleton organization; TOR signaling. The transcript has 3 exons. The record is from RefSeq and is a predicted model, not a curated record. Gene Ontology annotation, cellular component: TORC1 complex; TORC2 complex. NCBI's taxonomy places the organism in Eukaryota, Metazoa, Nematoda, Chromadorea, Rhabditida, Rhabditidae. Gene Ontology annotation, molecular function: protein binding. Bases 1 to 432 code for a protein of 143 amino acids.